UGUCAAAAACACCACCUGUUCAUUUUUCAUUCAAAAAUAAUGGGUUGUUAACUUCGGUUUAUUGAAUAUCAAAUGAUGUAGUUGUUCUACAGUAUUACUCAAAAAUUUUUUGAAAAUUUGUUAUUUACUAAUUUACUUGUCCUUCAAAAAUGAGUAGACGUUCUGAGAUUUCACAUAAGUCGAAUAAUGUUGAUUUCAACCUUUCCCUCUUUGAACACGCUCUGAAAGACCCAGCCAGCAAGAAUGUUAUACUACAAUUACUUUCUGCGAAUAACAAAAAUGUCUUUGAGUUAUUCAAACCCGGGGUAGAUGCUGCAAGCAGCCCUGUGAGGAGGGUCAAGAAGAAAGAACAUUGUGAAAGUCCAACAGCGUUGCUCAGGAGAAGAGAACUUGAAAAGAAAAACCGACCCGAGAGACCUGAGAGCGCUCAGUCGCACACAUCUGAACAAUCAACACAAUCAUCAACUUCUGGCAGGAGCUCAACGGUACCCUUCGAAAGGAUACUUAAGAAUGUUGUUGCGUAUGUGGAAAUUAACAGUAAUGGAACUGAUAGGUCAGGGGGCGCAAAAGCCCUUCUUAGGUCUAUGGGUGCAACUGUGUGUGAGAAAUUCACUAGGGAUGUAACACAUGUGAUAUUCAAAGACGGAUUGUAUACAACUUAUCAGAGAGCCAAACUUCUUAAAGUACAUCUGGUGUCGGUGCUGUGGUUAGAGGCUACAAGGAGGAAUGGUGUGAGGGCUCAAGAGAAAAAUUAUCCUGCUCUGGGAACCAAGAAUUAUGACCUGAAUGUGUCAAUGAUUUGUUCACAAAUGCAAAAAGAUUAUGAGGACGUUAUUAGAGAAGAAAUAAGAAGAACAUUGGAGUCUGGGACUCCCCUCCCUAGCUCUAAGUCUUUUAUGGACAAUAGAAGAAAGACAGUAGGAACUAGUAGCAAAUCCUUUGAUAGAAGUUCACAAUUAGCUUCCCAGAGUUACAAAAAUAAUGAGGUCAAUACUGUUGUCUCAAGGAUUGGAGGACAAUCUACAUCUAAGAAGAAAGUGCAGCCACCAAGCAUGACUUUACAGGACAGUUCCCCCGCAGUUUCAACUGAUGAGGAUCUAUCCAUUUUAUCUAAAAAAAUCCACAGUGAUAUACUAAACUCUUCAACAGAUUCGUUCAGACCUGCUAGUUUGCGUCUGGAACAAAAUGAGGUUUCCGAUUCAGAUUCUGAAUGUGGCAUGAUAGACGGACAUUUCAGCCAGAGGGAGACAGUUGUAGAUGACACUUUCACUGGAAUAGCACCGCUUCAAUCGGAUGAAAUUUUUCCUUCUAAUAUGGAGUUAACCUGCACUGAAGAUAGCGACUCUCAAUCGAUUAUGAGUAACAGAAACAGAACUUCGAAUUUGACGGCAAGUAUGGAUUUGACGACGCCCAAUGCGGGCAGUAUACUCCAAAACUUGAAGGGAAGUAUUUUGAAUUCUUUGUCCUAUAUUACUUCGAGAAAUCAGAAUGCGACCGGUGCUGUCAAGAGAAAAAGCAACGAGAAAGAAAAUUAUUCCACCUCAUCGACGAAUAAGACGCCAAAAACGUCGAAAGUGAACUUCGACAGACCUAAAUCCACUGUUAAACUGAGAAAAAACGUGGAGAAAGAGACGUUUUCCACACCGAAGUUAGAAAAUGAAAACGAUUCGUGCAAAGAUGACUUUUACGGUCUCGAAACACCGAAACUCGUGGUUCAAACUAAGAAACUCCCCAAACCAGUGAAUAUUAUGAAUCAAGGCCACAGUGAUGAGAAAUUAGCAGAGACUAGUACCUCUAUGUCUUCGUUGAGGAUUUCGGGUGAUUCAAAAGAGAAAAUGGGUAACUCUAAGGUUUCUAAUGAUGAUUCUUCGCUGCGGACUUCAACGGAAAACACCAAGAAAUCCAACGGUACCUCCAUGUCAUCUUUGAGGCUCAGCAAGAGCAGCCUGGAAAACUCCAACUUGUCCGAUGUUCCAUCUUUGAGGAUCUCUCCAGAGAAACAGAAAAUCAGCGAUGACCUAGCUGGUAUCGAAUUGAAGAUUGAUAUACCGGAGGAUAACGAAGUUCAGACUGAAAGUAACCCAACAUCCUCUACGCCUUUCGUAACAGAGAGGAAAAAACGACAGACUAGAAGGAGCGUUAAGCCUGAUUUGGCUCCUCAGACGGGAACGCCCGUGAGAAACACCAGGAGUUCCACCAGGGUGAGUACGGUUCAUAAAGAAGAGGUGGAAGAGUUCAAGGAGGAACUGGAGAACAAAAAGGAUUCUCACGAUAAAAACAAGGAGGUCGAGUUGGUUGCUUCGAGGGAAGACCAAGUUAGUACGCCUAGACCUGCGAGGAAAUUUCCUUCGAAGACUCCAAAGAAGUCCGAUGUUUUUAUUUCUCCCUUUGUUAAUACGAGACGGAGAAGGAAAUCUAAUGCUAGGGCCGUUGAAGCGAUGGAUUGUGAUCAAGAAGAUAGCCGUAUGAGCGGAAUAGGUUCGACAAGAAGGUCCACUAGGAUUAAUAAAGAACAAUCUACGAGCACACCCAAGGAAAUUGGAAAAGAAACUGUUGAAACUCCAGAGGUAUCGCCGGAACAAGGGUUACCAUCUGAGGAGGAAUCUGAAGAACAGGAUAGGAUCGUCGAGGCAAAGGAACUGUCCAAUAUCAUAGAAGAAGACGAAAAUGUCGAUAACAAUUCUUCUUCAAAUAAAUCAUUGAAACCCGUCGUGCUUCUACAGGAUAUCUUGGUGUCACCACCGGAGCAGUCGAAGACAAUUAAAAAGAAAAGAAGUGAGGUAAAGCCUCGACAAGAUAAGUGUGUAGUUUCUUUAGUUUCCAUUUCCAAUGAAGGCACCGAAAGUUCACCCCCUAAAAGAUUCAAGAGUGAUGAUAAACAACUCAGAACUUCCAGAAGAACAAGAAGUGCUUUAAACGACGAAAGAGUAGGUCCUAAUGAAAAAGAUGAUGAAAGAAUCGAGGUGAAAACAGAAAGAAAAAGCAGGCGAAGAACAAUGAGGGUGCCACCUGAACCAACCUCUGAAAAAGACGAAGAACAAGAUGAAACAUCGAACAAAAAUGAUGAUAGUAGAACUCAGAAAACGCAAAGGAAGAUUUCCAGGAGUAAAUCCGAAUCGGACGUUCAAAACUCUUCGAGAACCAGAAAAAGCAGGAGGAUACGAAAAUUAUACGAUCCCGAUCAAGUCGACGAGGAGGAAGAGAUUCAAGAAAGGCUGGGGGUUAACGACCAGGAAGAAAGAAAAACGACCCGAGAGGAAAAACUGUGGAAGGUUAACGUGAAAUCUCAGAACGGCUGGCUUAACGGAAACAUGUUGAUGACCCAGAAGGCGAUGGAGUUCUUGGGUAGAUCCCAGGGUAAUGUGACCACGCUCUUCAAGGAACCCGAAUCGGUCCUGGAACGGCUCGGGAUCAAUAAUGAAAAGAAGAAGGAGAGGAAGAAGGAAUCGAUCGUGAACAACAGCGACGAUGAACAAGUGGAUUUGGCCGAGGAAUUUGUGAAUAAGAAAUCUAGAAAGAUUCCCAAGGAGGAUGAAGUUUCUCUGCGAACUCCCAGAACUCAAAAAUCAAGGCGUAAUUUAACGCAGAAAGCCCUCACGACCGGCAACAGCAAGCGACGCAGCACUAUGGAGUUCGCCCCGACACCGCUGAGCAUGCCCAGGGUCAGAACUAAGCUGAAUCUGGACCAGAAACCGACGAUUGUAUGCACCAAGAUGCAUAAGGCGGACGUUCAAGUGUUCAAUCAGAUAGUUAAGAAAUUGGGCAGGUUCGAGAUUGAGGACGAGGUCAGUUCGAGGACCACCCAUUUGGUGGUGGGGGAGCCUAAGCGCACCGUCAAUAUGUUGAGGGCUUUGGCUAGGGGAUGCUGGAUCUUGAAGCAGGAAUGGCUUCUGUCUUCCUUAGAAGAAAGGGCUUGGCUUCCAGAGGAAAAAUACGAGGUGACAGAAUUCUCCCCUGCUGUACAGCAAUGUCGACUGAGAAGGCAGGCCUUUGGUCCGACAUACCACAUGAACAUCUUCCUCGAUUGCGGGAUGAUCUACGUGGCCAAGUCUACAAUACCCCGUUGUUCCGAUAUCAGGGAACUGAUUACCCUUUGCGAGGGUAAAGUGACGAAAAUCCCGGAUAACGCAAAAAUAGCCGUGGGGGCCUAUUUUGAAGGAUGCGACUGCGUGAACGAAUACUGGGUGUUGGAUUCUAUAACGUCGGGGAAAUUGGAACCCAUCGACGAAUACGUUAUCACGGCUGAAAGUGCGAAGACCAAAAGUCCUUUUGUUUGAUACGACCUGACUGGGCUGGGACCCAGCGAAAAUGAUGCCAGUCGUGCAUCUGGAUUUAUUACGUGUGAAUGAGUGCCAUUCUUGGUUGCCAUCCGGAAUUUGUAAUUCUGUAUCUAUUUAUGAUAUUCUAUUUUCGAUUAUAAAUGUAUAUUAUGUUUGUGUUGUAGACAAUCAAAAAAGUAAUAUAUAGUUUUAUAGUU
Messenger RNA from Coccinella septempunctata (seven-spotted ladybird), 4477 nucleotides. Its product is annotated as microcephalin. The coding region runs from base 150 to 4277 and encodes 1375 amino acids. The transcript is spliced from 8 exons. The record is from RefSeq and is a predicted model, not a curated record. Gene Ontology annotation, biological process: mitotic cell cycle. Lineage: Eukaryota; Metazoa; Arthropoda; Insecta; Coleoptera; Coccinellidae.